Messenger RNA from Rotaria sp. Silwood1, 1101 nucleotides. The record is from the annotation of a GenBank genome assembly. NCBI's taxonomy places the organism in Eukaryota, Metazoa, Rotifera, Eurotatoria, Philodinida, Philodinidae.
AUGGCAUAUUUGGUGGAUGAAUGGUAUGAAUAUCAUCGUCGUGUAGGUUUCGAUCAUCUAAUAAUUUACGAUAACAAUUCAACGGAUGGUCUCGGAAUGUUGUUUGCGAAUAGAGCUGAUCUUGAAAUUAUUCGAUGGCCAUGGAGACGAUCCCAGCAUCAAGCAUACACACAUGCUCUGUUAUUGACAAGAGAUCGAUGUGUUUGGACUCUAUUCUCUGAUCUUGACGUUUUUAUAUUUCCACGAUCAUCAAAUUCAGUUCGAAGUGUCAUACAAAAUCAAGCAAGCUCAGAUAUUGCUCAGAUUAGUUUUAAGUUACUCAGAAUGUCUCAUGAAAAUCUUGUCGAAUGUUCCAAUACUUCGAUUACAGAAACUUAUAUUCAUCGAAAACGAUUGCCGGAUGCUUGGGAUAAAAAUCCAUCAACAGCAGUUAUCACCUCACUCGCUGUACCGAUGCAUCGAAUACACGAAGCUCAAUUAUUGAAACCUUACAAGUCCAUCAUAUUAUCAUCAGAUAUUGCCUAUGGUGUUCAUUACAGUGAUCGUUGUUGGAAACAGUACUUUUUUCAGAAAAUCAUUGGCCGAACCGGUAUCAAAGAUUGGAUUGUUCCAAGAACUGUUAGUAUACUCCAUCCAAUUCAAGAUGAAUAUACUUUGGAUAUUGUUGGUUUUGGUUCAGUUGAAGAUGUAUUAAAAUUAUAUAUCAAAGAAAAACAAAUAAAAAAUAUUCAAUUUAUUGGUCGAAUUGAUUACACGAAUUUAUAUAAGUAUUAUCAAAGUGCACAAGCCUUUAUAUGUACAAAUUUAAAUGAAACAUAUGGUUUUACAUUACUCGAGUCAUUGUCAUGUGGAACACCUAUUAUCUAUCCAAAAUGUCCCGUUUUUGAGAAGUUAUAUAAACCAUAUUUUCCUCAAUUAGAAUAUGAUAUAAAUAAUAACAAAGAAUUUAUCAAUGCACUCAAAUAUAUUCAAAAAAAUGAUAAAAACUUGCGACAAUUAUGUCGAGCGCAUGCUUGUCAAUAUUCAUGGAAAAAAGCAACAGAAGAACUCGUUUCACUUUAUCAAAAUAUUGUAGCUAAUCAUGAAACAAAGAUAUUUUAG